CAUAAAUCACUCCUCUUGGGGAGUUGGGACUGCCUACAGUCUACACCGACCCUACGUAACCAAUCACCUCACUCCACCACCCACCACCGCACCCGCGGCGGACAUCCGGCGCCGGCUGUCCCACAGCCGCACCACAUUCCCAUCCAGAACAUUCAGAUCCUGCCACCGGUACCACCCCAUGUCCCCCAUCCUCACCCCCACCAUCGUCCUCUCCCAACCGCCGCACUCCCGCCGCGAUUCCGCCGCCGCCGCCAACACUUCAUCACAGCCGCCGCCGUCGAUUUCCCCCAAAUCAUCCUCUACGCGCUGAACUUCCCUUUUGGACUGCAUUCGCUCUCCACUGCGCAGCAGGACGCCGGAACCAAAUCCUCGGCCGGCGAAUCCGCCACCACCGCCACCGCCGCCGCCGCAGACUUUUCCGGCUGCUUUAACAGAGCAAUUCCGUCUCCCCUGCGCGGCGGCGGCGACGACGAACCCCUGAUCCUCCAGAAUCCGACGGCGGCGGUUAUCACUGCCAGCCACGCCCAAAUGCUGUUGGCCACCGCCAGCCAGCCGUGGCUAAGG
Striga asiatica is the source of this 564-nucleotide messenger RNA. Lineage: Eukaryota; Viridiplantae; Streptophyta; Magnoliopsida; Lamiales; Orobanchaceae. The record is from the annotation of a GenBank genome assembly.